Venturia canescens is the source of this 7429-nucleotide messenger RNA. It is a transcript of the gene wtrw, whose product is annotated as water witch. Gene Ontology annotation, molecular function: protein binding; monoatomic ion channel activity. The record is from RefSeq and is a predicted model, not a curated record. The transcript is spliced from 4 exons. Gene Ontology annotation, cellular component: membrane. Gene Ontology annotation, biological process: transmembrane transport; monoatomic ion transport. NCBI's taxonomy places the organism in Eukaryota, Metazoa, Arthropoda, Insecta, Hymenoptera, Ichneumonidae. Bases 1272 to 6986 code for a protein of 1904 amino acids.
AAAAUUUUAACGGUAAAUCUUGAAGGUACGAAGAUUGUAAAAUUUUCAAAUGUUUUUUGAGAUUUUCAACCCAAAAAAUACGUUUGCCCAUCUGGUUUCAUUGAAAUCAUUACUGUCGAAUAAUUUGUGCAAUUGCACUGAUUUGCCCUUGGCGAGCAUGGAGCAAGUACGAGAUUCUGGAUAGAAAUCCUAAAUCAUGGUUAUCCUCGAGCAUUUACAAUUUUCAAUAUCAUUUUAAUUCUCACGAACAAAAGCACUUGAACAGUAUUGAAAAUUGCUAUGAGAAUUGAAGUAAAAGAAAAUCUCGUCUUUCAAAAUCGCUGUUUUCAAUGCAUUUUUUACAAAAAUUUCAAUAUUUCAAUACAAGAAAAUGAAACAAAUUGUUAGGACGUUACUCUCCGUGAAAAAAAAGGGUACAGAGUGAAAAAUCAUUUUUAAUAUCGUAAGAAGGAAAAGAGUGUUCAAUUGGAAGUGUUGAAAUGUGGUCCGAUGGCAGAGAAAUCAUAGGUCAGGUGAGUAAAAUAAAAAGUAUUUUUAAUUAAAUCCAGGGACGAGAAAGGAGCAUAAUAAACAACAAAAGUCGACAAAAUAUGUAAAUUGAUUUUUUUUGUAGCCUUGGAAAACUGACGGAUCGAGGGAUAAAAGUUGCACAGAUGUGAGGAAUUCUAAAACUAGAAGGAUCGCGAGUUAGCGGACUAUUUCGAAAUUCCUUGUUCGAGCCGGAGAUUCCAUGGCUCUGAUUUCGCCUGAUCAGCGAGUUGCGAUUGGCUGCGGUGUGUUCGAAGUCGUCAUAAUCGUCGCCUCAACUCAACUCCUUCCUUCGCUCUCACUCUCGCGCUAUUGCUUUAGAGCAAGAUUAAGAGAGGCGGAGAGGGGGGGGGGGGGAUUGGAGUCGAAAAAUCAUGCAGUCGAUCGUCAACAGCGUGUUUAACGAGUACUCGAAUAUCCAGCUCAGGUUCUCGCACGAAAAAACGUGCGUGCUCUUCGCGGUAUAACACUUCGAAUAUUAAACACAAGUGGAAAAAGGAAGAGCAAACAACAGAGUGUCGGUCGACGAAUGAUUGAUGGUUCGUCGCGAGUCAUUUUCCAUUGAUCCUAAACCGAACGAAGAGACGAAGCAAAGAGACGAAAAAAGCACGCUGCUUUCGACCCACUGCAAAUUUCGUCCACAAAACUUUUCCUCGUCACUCAAUAGCAACAGAUUUUAAUCGUUGAUACGACAACGCAACAAAAACAGCAAUGUAGAAGAGUCUCGCCGUGGAAACUGAAGAAUGAGUUUUGCGGAGGAUCGUCGCCGAAGUGUACCGAUAUUGCCCCCACCGAGGAAGCGAGUGCAACUGGAGAGAAGUUUGGGAAUGCAAAAUUUGUCGACGUCGACAGUAGGAGAGACAAGAAAAUAUCGUCCGAGUGCAUCGUUGUUGUUGACGAGAUGGUUGGCAUCGAGAAAGGCAUCGAUGGAGCAGCCGAGUCAGGAGGAGUUGUGGGUGUCGGAGGAGCAAUACAUGGAUUAUGGGAAGCCGCCACCGGCGGAAGAGCCCCAGUGUUAUUCGAUGUGCAGCGAGAGUUCCGGUUACGAGGAGGGGAUUUGUGGAUUAUCGAUGAGCCGUGAGAUGCUGAGUAGCAUUAUAACCGAGCACAUGAGAUAUUUGGGUGGGCGUUUGCACCUUCUGGAAGAUUUGGAGACGGGAAAAAUCGACAAGGAGAACAGCGAAAAGAUUUUUUCGAGUUGCAGGCCCGGGGAGAUCGAUGGGUUGUUGUUGCAAGCGAGUUUUCUCGGGCGAGACGAUCUUUUGCCGGGUUUAAUCGCGGCGGGUGCGGACCCGAAUCACACGGAGGAAGAGCGAGGAAUAACGGCGUUGCACUUGUGCUCUUACGUCGACUGUGUCGUAGGAGUGCGUUACCUGGUGGCUCAGGGGGCGAGGGUCAACGCGACACGACUGCACGCUCCGUUUCAUUACGCGGCUUACGGCAACGCGGUCUCGGUUGUACGUUACUUGUUGGAGAUCGGUGCGAGCCAAGAAUCCCAUCAGGGAGAAGAAACGGUUUUGCAUUCGGCAGCGAGGAACAGUUCCCUGGAGGUCUUGAAGCUUCUGGCGCCCAAGAACCUCUCGUUGAAUCGGUUAGACGGAAGCGGCUACGGGGCGAUUCACCACGUGGCUGAUCGCGGCGAUCCCGCGUGUUUAGCCGUUCUCAUAGAGGCCGGAGCACGACUGAGUCUCGCUACUUCUCGAGGCGACACCGCUCUUCAUCUCGCCGCCGAAGCCGCCUGCCCCGAAAAUCUCGAGCUCCUCGUCAGCAAAGGAGCCGACGUCACGGCUCGUAACAACCGAGGACAGACGGCCCUGCACCUUGCCUCACGAUCGCAUUCCCUCGAAUGCGUAGAAAUCCUCCUGCAAUGUGGACGCUGCGACGUCAACGCCGAGGACAACGAGGCUCGCACCUCCCUCCAUCUCUCGCUCGGUAGAUCCCUGCUCGCUUACGACGUCGCUGAAUAUUUGAUCAGCUGGCGAGCCGACGUCAACAAGCCCGACAAAUACGGCUACACGCCUCUUCACGUGGCCGCUCUGAACGAGCUCUCGCAAUGCGUCGAUGUCCUCAUCCAUCAUGGAGCCGAUUUGAGCGCCAGGACCCGUGGAGGGACUACCGCUCUGUCAAUAAUCCUCCGGAAAACUCCGACCUCCCUCAGCGUCUUCAAAAGACGUCUCGACGCCUCGAUCACGCUUCACCAGCAAAGCUCCACCGCUGGAGAAAUGGAACUGAGACUCGACUUCCAUCCUCUGCUUCAACAUCGUCGGGAAGGAGAGAUCGGUUACUUAGGGACUUUCGUUAAGGAAGGCUACAAAGAAAUUCUCGAGCAUCCACUUUGCCAGUCGUUUCUCUAUCUAAAAUGGCAAAAAAUACGUAAAUAUUACGUCGGGAGGUUGUUCUUUUAUCUACUUUAUGUUCUCGUUUUAACCGCUUGGGUAAUGACCGCCCUGGCUCACAACUGUUACAACGAGUCUCACGGACAACUCGAAGGAAAUGGGAGUUCCCCGUUGUGUGGAAACUCUACCGGAUUGAAAGGCUUUUUUCACCGAUAUCCGGUUGUUUUGGAAAUCGAAUGGUACGCUCUCGUCGUUCUGACGAUUCUCGAGGGCAUACGAAAAGCAACUGGAAUCCUGACUUAUCCCUCGGUCAGGCAAUUCUUCACGCAGCCGGAUAACGUCGUCGAGUGGUGCGUCAUCCUGAGCGUUUUCGCAACCUCCUUCGUUUACACCGGACGAACUUACACUUGGCAGAGUCACGUCGGUGCAUUCGCUGUACUCUGCGGUUGGAGCAAUCUCAUGCUCAUGAUCGGACAAUUGCCAAUGUUCGGGGCUUACGUCGCGAUGUUUACGAGCGUCCAGGCACAAGUUUUUAAGCUUCUGUUGGCUUAUGCCUGUUUGCUCGUUGGUUUUACCGCCAGUUUUUGCGUCAUUUUUCCCAAAUCAAAAUCUUUCUCAAGCCCUCACACCGGAUUGAUCAAAGUCUUGGUUAUGAUGACGGGCGAGCUGGACUUCGAGGAUCUUUUCUUUCCUGGCGAGGAGGACGUCGGUCGUCACGUCGACGUUGGCAGCACUUCUUGGAUUCUCCUCCAAGUCUCUGCUCAACUCUCUUUCGUCUUGUUUCUUCUAUUCGUCACGAUCGUCUUGAUGAAUCUUCUCGUCGGGAUCGCCGUCCACGACAUCAAGGGCCUCCAAAAAACUGCGGGACUCGCCAAACUCGUCAGACAAACGAAACUCAUUUGCGACGUCGAGAGCGCUCUUCUCCUCGCGCUUUUACCCAACAAAAUCAUGAAGAUCGUACGAUGGACGACCCUCGUACUGCCUUCGCCGCUGCGAGCCGUGCUUACCGUCAGACCCCUCAAUCCUCGGGAAAAGAGACUCCCGGCUGAUGUUCUCGCGGCCGCUUAUCGAGUCGCGAAAGAACGAAAAUUCGUCUCGAUCCACGCGAAACGCAGCGACAGCCUCGCUUUCACUCAUCGUCGUAAGAGCGACGCCUUUUCGACCGUUCGACGCCACGACAACAUCCUCGAUUACGACGACACUACCGCCGAUUCGUAUCGCAGAAAUUCUAAAUAUCGCAUCGCCGAAGAAAUUGCUGAUUUGACCAAAAUCUGCGAGGACAACAGAAAAUUGAUCCAGGACCUCGCCGUCAUCCUUGCAACGAGUGACAACAAACUCACGUCUUCGAGCAAUCAGGAACGCGAAAAUUCACAAGAUCGGAAAAAAGUGGAAAAAACACGAAGAAAAAAUCGUCGGUGGAGGGAACAAAUGGAUCCGAAUGAAACGAAGAGUUUAAGGGCGCCGAUUUUCAACGAAAAUCAUUACAGACCCCGCCAUUACUCACUGGGAAAUUUGCAAGAACAAAUAGGCACUCGAGAACCACUCUCGGUCCGUUUGUCCUCGACAUACAGAUCAGCGAGAUGCCCGAGGUCGAGAGAAUUGCCGGAGAAGGUGGUGGUUAUAGAAGAAGAAGAAGAAGAAGAGGAGAACGGAGCCGGCCCGAGGAAGGGAGCCGUGCAAGAGAUCGAUGCCGGUGAACCGCCACCCGUUGAUGAAAGUUUAUUUUUCGAUAAUCUCGAGGAUUUCAGAGAUGCUAAAAUCAAUGGUACGAGCUUGAAAAGCGCGAUGUGGUCGGUCGUGAGCGUGGGGGAAAUGAAAAUAUUGCUGGAGAUGGAAAGGGGCGAUUUGAACGUACCGGAAAUGGAAAUGGUCUCGGGAGGCUAUCAAGAAAGGGUGAAAAACAUCGCUUACGUUUGGGCCUGUUUUCGUGGCAUGGUCAAAUUAUUACCAAAGUUAGAAGCCGUUGGUGCUAAAUUGGAUUACGUCGAGCCUUGCACAGGAAUAAAUGCAAUUUUAGCAGCGAGUCUCUCCGGGAGUGUCGCCUGUUUGAAGCACCUCGUCGAGCGUGGUGCCGACGUUAAUUACGUCAGCUCGAUCAACAAUUACACACCCCUGCAUUUCGCUGCUUUUGGCAAUUGUCACGAGGCUGCUCAAUUGCUGCUCGACAACGGAGCCCUGAUAAAUCCUGGCGGAGGCCUCGAGGUCGAGCCCGCUUUGCACUCGGCCGUCAGAGCAAAAUCCUACGAAGUUGUGAUGCUUUUUCUCGAACGAGGAGCCAGCGUCGUUCUAAAGAAUUAUCAAGGCGAGACUCCUCUCCACGUCGCUUGCUUCGUUCAAUCAAUAAACUGCGUCGAAGCGCUACUCAAAACUCCUGGCAUCGAUGUCAACGCUCUCGAUCGCGCUCACCGCACUCCUCUUCAUCUCGCUGUCAUGACGACCAGCUCCUCCGUCGAUCUCGUCGAGCUACUCAUCAAACACGGCGCACAAGUUAAUUCGAGCGACAAGGUCGGAUUUACGCCGCUUCAUAUUGCCGCGCUCAACGAACAAUCGCAAUGCGUUGAUAGCCUUAUCUGGGCCGGUGCGGACGUCAGCGCCACUACGAACGCCGGCCUAUCCGCUCUCAAUGUAAUUCUACGAAAAAUACCGGAAUCCCUCAAGAUCUUUCGCCAACGUCUCGAUGCUUCGAUUCGUCUUAAACGUCCGGUUGCUCACAAUCGGGAAUUCGAAAUGAGGUUCCACUUCGAUCUAUUAUUCCCGAGCAAUAAUCCUUGCGAAACUAGCUUCAUCAAUACCUUCGUACAAGAACGUCGGAAAGAUCUUCUCUCGCAUCCCCUCGUAAUGGCUUUUCUCCAUCUGAAAUGGGAAAAAAUACGAAAAUUUUAUCUCAUGAGAAUCCUCCUGUACGCCAUGACGGUUAUUUGCAUGACGACUUACGUCCUCACCGCACUCGCUUACAAAUGUUACAACCACGAAGACACCGGUGCCUCGAAAGUAUGCACCAGCAAACGUUUGACAGGUUUUCUCUUUCGCAAAACUGUCAUUGAAAUCGAAUGGUACAUGUCCGUCUUUCUCAUUUGUAUAACGAUACCGCGUAAAAUAUUUGGUUUCAUAGUGUCCAAAUCGGCGAGACAAUAUUUUUCAAACAUCGAAAAUGUCCUCGACGGUGUCGUAAUCGUUAGUGUUUUCGUAACUUCCUUCGUUUAUACCGGCAGAACUUAUGACUGGCAAAAUUACGUUGGUGCUUUUGCUAUUUUGUGCGCUUGGACGAAUCUCAUGCUGAUGGUCGGACAACUUCCGGCUUUUGGAACUUACGUAGCGAUGUUUACUCACAUACAAUUCGAAUUUGCGAAACUGUUGCUCGCUUAUUCCGGACUCUUGAUCGGUUUCACCAUCAGCUUUUGCGUUAUUUUCGUCGGUGAACCCUCCUUCGGUAAUCCCUUCACAGGACUCAUCAAAGUCCUGGCCAUGAUGGCUGGGGAAUUGGAUUUCGAGGGGCUGAUGAAUCAGGCCGAAAAUCAUAGCACGGAUGGACACUUUGUUCUUUAUCAUCCUCUCUCUGUUUGCUCACAAAUAUUAUUCACCCUUUUUCUCGUAUUCGUAACGGUUAUUCUCAUGAAUUUAUUGGUCGGCAUAGCCGUCCAUGAUAUUCAGGGACUCCGGAAUCAUGCCGGCCUUACAAAACUCGUGCGACAAACGAAAUUGAUUUUAUUCACCGAAAUGGCUCUUCACAAUGCCACGAUACCUUACAUCUUCAGAAAAUGGAUGUACGAUCAUGACAUUGACGUUGAAAAUCGUAAACAAGUGUUGGUCGUCAAGCCCCUUAAUCCAUUGGAAAAACGUUUGCCCAAAGAGAUUCUCAAAGCCGCGUACGAAAUUGCUCAGAGAAGCGUACCCUUGAAUAUCGACGAGGACGUGACCCUGAGCGAGCACGUUACAUGGAUGAGACGACGACAAUACGACGAGGAUAAUCCUCACUCCAAUAUGCAUCGAUCUCUCGAUAAACUCUUUAUCGAAAUGGCUGCAAACACCGAAGAUCUUUGUGCAAUAAAAAAACAAUUGCUCGAUAAUAAUAAAAUUCUAGCUGAUAUUAUCUCGAAAAUCACUGGGAAACAGAAGUUAUGAUAUUUUCACCAAAGAGUCAUCAGUUUGAGAGACAAUUUAAAAUAAUUAAACAAAUAACAAAAUCCAACGAAAAGACAGUGAUACCGAGUGAACGCUUAAAUAUUAUCGUCGCUUCGUAUUUAGUGUUCCGAUUUAAUUGUUUAUUUCUACUCGUUGGAACCAUGCGGACAAAAACAAAUGCAUUGUCGACAAAACAGCUGCAAUUUGCACAUAUUUAUAUUGAAGUUAAAAAAUUGCCUCUUUUUCUCGUUGAUAGUAAAGAAUUAUAAAUUCAUUGAGGAUUUUACCAUCUUGAAACUUUGGUAAUAUUUCCAUUGAUAUUCUCGGGACUGGAAAAUCAAGUUGACGUUGAAGCUACGGUGGAAAGUGGCGGUUUCACCGGUCAGUCCGGUGCAAUACGCUGGGGAAUUGCUUGGGCUUUGCGCAGUUUCGUUGACCCGGAA